Molecule: messenger RNA, 3062 nt
Organism: Ziziphus jujuba (common jujube)
Lineage: Eukaryota; Viridiplantae; Streptophyta; Magnoliopsida; Rosales; Rhamnaceae
Product: subtilisin-like protease 4
Exons: 1
Coding region: 321-2753 (810 amino acids)
Biological process (GO): proteolysis
Molecular function (GO): serine-type endopeptidase activity
Source: RefSeq, a predicted model, not a curated record
GGAAUACAUUCAUUUUCUUGGAAGAGUGUUUUCAUAAUUUUCAAGAGGAUCCAGCCAAAAGGAAAACAAUACGUGAGUUAGGCUGAAGGUUCCUGUUUGCAAGAAAACAUUAUAGAAGACACGAACUCAUCCCCAUCCUUGAACAGGUCAUAUAAAUUAUGCCAACUAAACAAGCAUGCUAAGACAAUUAGUGAUAUGUACUGAGCUAAACAAAAAGGAGCACGGUAUACCAGUGGCCGUCUUAUGGAUUAACGGAAUUAAAGAAAUGAAAUUCACCAUGAACAGUACCAGAAUAAGGCUUCAAUAGUGUAAAAUUUCCCAUGACAAGCCACAAGACUCCAAUAGAUAGCUGUUGCACUUGUAUGGAAAUGCCGGCGAGUGCUCUCUUUCUUUCUCCUAUAUAUACUGGUGUGCAAUACAAUACAUUUCCAAAACAUAACUUUGCCUUCUUUGCCCUUCUACUUCUCCCUUCAGAUAUGGCUUCUGCAUGUUUCUUCUCUCUCAUUUUCCUCCUAAGUUUCCAUAAUGCAAUUGCCUUGAAAAAUGAUUUUUCAUCUCUCUUUGAAACUACUAAACCAAUUAGUGUACAAACAUACAUUGUCCAUGUGAAACAACCAGAAGGCAGAGUUCUUUUGCAAUCAGAAGACCUAGAAAGCUGGCACAAAUCCUUUUUACCAGCUAAAACUGAUAGCCCAGAUAGGCAGCCAAAUCUGGUUUACUCAUACAGAAAUGUAAUUAGUGGUUUUGCAGCAAGGCUUACUCUAGAGGAAGUAAAGGCUAUGGAAGAGAAGGAUGGGUUCAUCUCCGCACGUCCUGAAAGGAUGUUAAAGAAACAAACAACACGUACACCCAAUUUCUUGGGACUCUUCCAGCAAACAGGUUUAUGGAAAAAAUCAAAUUUCGGGAAGGGAGUGAUUAUUGGAGUACUGGAUGGCGGAAUUUUUCGCAACCAUCCUUCAUUCAGUGAUGCAGAAAUUCCACCUCCACCUGCUAAAUGGAAAGGAAGGUGUGAGUUUAACUUGUCGGACUGUAACAAUAAAUUAAUUGGUGCAAGAACUUUCAACCUGGGAGCCAAGGCACUAAAGGGUGAGAAAGCUGAGGCACCAAUUGAUGUGGAUGGACAUGGGACGCACACAGCAAGCACAGCUGCUGGUGGGUUUGUGAAGAAUGCUGAGGCUCUAGGAAAUGCUGAAGGUACAGCAGUAGGGAUGGCACCUUAUGCUCACUUGGCAAUAUACAAGGUGUGCUUCGGAGAACCAGGAGAUGACUGUCCAGAGAGUGACAUACUGGCUGGGCUUGAAGCUGCUGUUGAGGAUGGUGUUGAUGUGCUCUCACUCUCCCUAGGUGACGUAUCAUCUCCAUUUUUCCAGGACAAUAUUGCAGUAGGCUCAUUUGCCGCAAUCCAAAAGGGAAUUUUUGUAAGCUGUUCAGCUGGAAAUUCUGGCCCAUUCAAUGGCACUUUAUCCAAUGAAGCCCCUUGGAUUCUCACAGUUGGAGCAAGUACCAUAGACAGAAGCAUCAUAGCCACAGCAAAGCUAGGAAAUGGAGAAGAAUUUGAUGGUGAAUCGACCCAGCGGACAACAGAUAUUACUCCAAAACAAUUGCCUCUUGUUUAUGCUGGUACAAAUGGUAAAUCAGAGUCUGCAGUAUGCGCCCAAGGAUCCCUGAAAGAUAUUGAUGUCAAAAAUAAGGUUGUUGCUUGUGAGCGAGGUGGAGGAGUAGGAAGAAUCGCAAAGGGGGAGGAAGUGAAAAACGCUGGGGGUGCUGCCAUGAUUCUCCUGAACCAAGAAAGUGAUGGCUUCAGUACCAAUGCAGAUGCUCAUGUUCUCCCUGCGACACACGUAACCUUUGUUGAUGGACUGAAGAUCAAAGCCUACAUAAAUUCAACGGCAACACCAACAGCAUCAAUCUUAUUCAAAGGAACUGAGAUUGGGAACUCAUUAGCCCCUAUUGUUGCUUCUUUCUCUUCAAGAGGCCCCAACCUACAAAGUCCAGGUAUUCUGAAACCAGAUAUCAUUGGACCAGGUGUAAACAUUCUAGCAGCAUGGCCAUUUCCUCUUGACGAUACAACAGAUCCAAAAUUAACUUUCAACAUAAUGUCUGGCACAUCAAUGUCAUGUCCUCAUCUCAGUGGAAUUGCAGCAUUGCUCAAGAGCUCUCAUCCUUACUGGUCACCAGCAGCCAUUAAAUCUGCUAUAAUGACCUCUGCUGAUAUAGUAACUAUAGAAGGCACACCCAUUCUUGAUCAGACACUUCAGCCUGCAGACCUCUUUGCCACUGGUGCAGGCCAUGUCAAUCCAUCAAGAGCUAAUGACCCAGGAUUAAUUUAUGAUAUUCAACCCGAUGAUUAUGUACCUUAUCUGUGCGGACUGGGCUACAAAGAUGAAGAAGUUGGGAUCAUUGCUCACAGACCAAUAAAAUGCUCAGAAGAAUCAAGCAUACCUGAAGGAGAUCUAAACUACCCUUCAUUUUCUGUCACACUAGGACCAUCUCAGACAUUCACAAGAACUGUGACAAAUGUUGGUGAGGCUUAUUCAUCUUAUACAGCGAAAAUUGUCACACCAGAAGGAGUCGAUGUGAGUGUCAAGCCAAACAAGCUUGUCUUCUCAAAGGUGAAUCAAAAGAUGACAUACUCAGUAAAAUUCAGUCGCACUGCUUCAAAUGGUAAAAUACAUGAAUAUGACCAAGGGUUUCUUACAUGGGUUUCUGCCAAACAAUCUGUUAGGAGUCCAAUCUCUGUUAGGUUCCAGUGAGGAUUAGAUGCAUUCCGCAUGGAAGGCAAGCAGUGACCCCUAGGUCAUAAUUAAAAUCUCCUAGCAAUGUAUGUGAUUUAACCUAUUUACCAUCUGAUGUCAUGUUAUUUUAUAGUAACAUAGUAAACUUUCGAAGCUGAUGGCUGACAGAGUAGCGCAGUGACCUCUAGUUCAGUGCAAUUAACAUUAUCUCAUCCAAACAAUCAAGUAAUAACCAGUGUUCUGCAUCUAUAAUGUUGAAGAGAAUCACCUAAAAUGAUCCACGUCAAAAAUUAAGACGCAAAGCAAAAAAUAAUCAGCCUUUAAGAU